Messenger RNA from Choloepus didactylus (southern two-toed sloth), 1640 nucleotides. RefSeq names its product cholinergic receptor nicotinic beta 4 subunit (gene CHRNB4). Gene Ontology annotation, biological process: chemical synaptic transmission; nervous system process; signal transduction. NCBI's taxonomy places the organism in Eukaryota, Metazoa, Chordata, Mammalia, Pilosa, Megalonychidae. Gene Ontology annotation, cellular component: neuron projection; postsynaptic membrane; synapse. The coding region runs from base 25 to 1515 and encodes 496 amino acids. Gene Ontology annotation, molecular function: acetylcholine-gated monoatomic cation-selective channel activity; transmembrane signaling receptor activity. The transcript is spliced from 6 exons. The record is from RefSeq and is a predicted model, not a curated record.
CUGCCUCCCCGGCCCCCGCCCGCCAUGAGGAGCGCGCACCACUUCCUCCUUUUCUUCCUGGUCGUCUUUAGCCGACGCGGGGAAUGCCGCGUGGCUAAUGCUGAGGAGAAGCUCAUGGACGACCUGCUAAACAAAACCCACUACAACAACCUGAUCCGCCCAGCCACCAGCUCCUCCCAGCUCAUCUCCAUCCAGCUGCAUCUCUCCCUGGCCCAGCUUAUCAACGUGAAUGAGCGAGAACAGAUCAUGACCACCAACGUCUGGCUGAGACAGGAAUGGACUGACUACCGCCUGGCCUGGAACAGCUCCCGCUACGAGGGUGUGAAUAUAUUGAGGAUCCCUGCAAAGCGCAUCUGGCUGCCUGACAUUGUGCUUUACAAUAACGCCGACGGGACCUAUGAGGUGUCCCUCUACACCAAUGCUGUGGUCCUCUCCAAUGGCAGCGUGAUGUGGCUGCCCCCCGCCAUCUACAAGAGUGCUUGCAAGAUCGAGGUGAAGCACUUCCCCUUCGACCAGCAGAACUGCACCCUCAAGUUCCGCUCCUGGACCUAUGACCACACGGAGAUCGACAUUGUCCUCAAGUCGCCCACGGCCAGCAUGGAUGACUUCACUCCCAGCGGUGAGUGGGACAUCAUGACCCUCCCAGGCCGGAGGACGGUGAACCCACAGGACCCCAGCUAUGUGGACGUGACUUAUGACUUCAUCAUCAAGCGCAAGCCCCUCUUCUACACCAUCAACCUCAUCAUCCCCUGCGUGCUCAUCACCUCGCUGGCCAUCCUCGUCUUCUACCUGCCGUCUGACUGUGGUGAGAAGAUGACGCUGUGCAUCUCUGUGCUGCUGGCACUCACCGUCUUCCUGCUGCUUAUCUCCAAGAUCGUGCCACCCACCUCCCUCGACGUGCCGCUCAUCGGCAAGUACCUCAUGUUCACCAUGGUGCUCGUCACCUUCUCCAUCGUCACCAGCGUCUGUGUGCUAAACGUGCACCACCGCUCACCCAGCACCCACACCAUGGCACCCUGGGUCCGGCGCUGCUUCCUGCACCAGCUGCCCGCCAUCCUCUUCAUGAAGCGCCCCCAUAGCAGCCCCACCGGAGUCCCCCGGCCCGGCCAGUCGCGCUUCACCAAGACCGAGGCUGCUGCCAGCACCUCCUCUGCCGUGGGCCCUGCCAGCCCCUCCAACCUCUACGGGAACUCCAUGUACUUUGUGAAUCCUGCCUCGGCGGCUCCCAAGUCUCCCAGCGGCUCUGACCCGGUGGGGAUCCCCAGGGACUUCCGGCUGAGGUCCUCUGGGAGGUUCCGGCAGGACGUGCGGGAGGCCUUAGAGGGCAUCAGCUUCAUCGCCCAGCACAUGAAGAGUGACGACCAGGACCAGAGCGUCAUUGAGGACUGGAAGUACGUGGCCAUGGUGGUCGACCGGCUGUUCCUGUGGGUGUUCGUGUUUGUGUGCGUGGUGGGCACCGUGGGGCUCUUCCUGCCCCCCCUCGUCCAGACCCACACGCCUUCCGAGGGGCCAUAGCGGCUCUGUGUGUCCCCAGGCCCGCCGGGGUUGGGGGGUGAGACGAGAGCAGGCUGGCAGGCAGUUUGCUGCCUCCUUCGGAUCACGGCUCAUGAGCGCCCAAAUAAACGUGUGCCCAUCAGCCA